CUGUCAUUGGCAGAGGCGACGGGCGGCUGGUGGUUGCAGGCUCCCCGGCGCGAGCCCACCCUCCGAGUUUGCGCAGCCGCCCCCGCCGCUCUGCCAUGCCGGGCUCCCUGCAGGGCCACGUCUGCGUGGUGACGGGCGCCUCCCGGGGCAUAGGCCGCGGCAUCGCCCUGCAGCUGUGCCAGGCCGGGGCCACCGUCUACAUCACCGGCAGAAACCGCGACACCCUGCGCGACGCCGCCAAGGAGGCCCAGGCCCGCGGAGGCCGCUGCGUGCCGGUGGUGUGCGACUCCAGUCAGGAGGACCAGGUGCGCAGCCUGUUUGAGCAAGUGGAGCGCGAACAUCAAGGCCGGCUGGACCUGCUGGUCAACAACGCCUACGCCGGGGUCCAGUCCAUCCUCUCGAACCAGAAGAAGCCAUUUUGGGAGUGUCCGGCCUCGAUCUGGGACGACAUCAACAACGUGGGGCUGCGGGGUCACUACCUGUGCUCCGUGUACGGGGCCCGGCUGAUGGUCCCGGCCGGCCGCGGCCUCAUCGUCGUCAUCUCCUCACCGGGGGGUCUGCGCUACCUCUUCAACGUGCCCUACGGCGUGGGCAAGGCCGCGUGCGACCGCCUGGCAGCGGACUGUGCCCAGGAGCUUCGGAGCAGCGGGGUCUCCUACGUGUCGCUGUGGCCGGGGCUGGUGCAGACGGAGCUGCUGAAGGACCAUAUGAACCAGGCGGCCGCCACCUUCGACCGCCGGUUGAGGGAAAACUUUGGAAGCGGAGAGACCCCAGAAAUGAGUGGCAGAUGUGUGGUCGCUCUGGCGACAGAUCCCCAGAUCGGAAGCCUGAGCGGGCGGGUGCUGCCUUCCUGUGACCUGGCCCGACGCUAUGGACUCCGCGACGUGGACGGCCGCCCGGUCGCCGACUACCUGUCUGUCUCCUCGGUGCUCAGCCAGGUGCCCGGCCUGGCCUGGCUCGCCCGCUACGUGCCCAGUUUCCUCCGAAUGCCCAAGUGGAUCCUCGCCCUCUAUGCCAGCAAGUUCUGAUGGGGAAAGGGACGAUUCCUGCCCCUCGACGCCUUCUCCCCCUAACACACACGCAUGCUUUCUUCCCAUCAGCAGCCCACUGCCCCCACGCCGCUCCCCCCACUCCCUUCCUGCUGCCCCUUUGACCUUGAGGGCCCCCCCCCCCCACUCUGUGUAGCGGUGUCCCCUCUGCGAUGGGCAAAUAAAGACUACCCGCUUCUGCUAGACAAA
Molecule: messenger RNA, 1238 nt
Organism: Ornithorhynchus anatinus (platypus)
Lineage: Eukaryota; Metazoa; Chordata; Mammalia; Monotremata; Ornithorhynchidae
Gene: DHRS1
Product: dehydrogenase/reductase 1
Source: RefSeq, a predicted model, not a curated record